Molecule: messenger RNA, 1398 nt
Organism: Ectocarpus siliculosus
Lineage: Eukaryota; Phaeophyceae; Ectocarpales; Ectocarpaceae
Source: the annotation of a GenBank genome assembly
AUGGCUCAUGGCUUGGUCGCCCGAGUCAAAGCGGGGAAGCCGGUGUACGCUUGGGAUGAUCCAGGAACUCGUCCUGGAGCAUCACUGGAAGAAAGAGGAAAGGCAGGUCGACAUCACAACCGUCACCUCCGAUAUCAAAACAACCAAGCGCCUUUCUACGACAAGGAGGCUCUGCAGGAACAGCUCCAGGGUCUCCAGGCCGAGGGCAUCGAUCUUUCCGAGAAGGAGACACAUUUGGGGCUUAGGCUGGCCAAGGCGCAAGCGACUCUAUCGAAAAUGCGCGAAAAAAAGGUUGGGCUCUCCCAGGCUAAGAUGCUGGAUGAAGUUAUGUCGGUGUUUCCGGCUAAGGCUGCGGAUAUCUCCGUGGGCAGGAAGCACAGAGAAAGCGAAAGCAACGGGGACGGCGGCGGUAGACGCGAAGCAAGGAGUCAACAACGCCACGAAGAAACGAACUUUGCGGCGCAGGAUCGAGUCAUGGAGCUGGAACUGUUGAACAGUCAGCUGCGAAAGGGACAAGCAGAGGCCGAAAGGAAUGCCAAGCUGCAGGAAGACACCUUCCGCUCAACCAGAGCAGAAGUGAACAAGGUGGCCGAGAGGUUGAAGGCCAUGCCGAAGCGGUUUACCCAGAGCCUUCAGAGCCUGCGAGACGAGGUGGAAACCCUCGAGCGCGAAAAAUUCAACCUUGAGUUAGCGAAAGAGCGCAAAACCUCGAAGGAGGCAGACCUAAUAGCCUCAGCGAAGAGGCAGCAAUCGUACCUGGGCGAAGAGCUAAAAUCCCUCUUGGACGAGAUUGACGACGUCGAAGAUGAUCGCGACCGAUGGAAGCGCCGCCUUCGCGUGGAAACCACCCGGGCCGAGUCCCUCCGCUCCCAGCGCGACGAGGCCCUGAGAGCUUUGAGAGAGCGCUUCGGGAGCGACGCCGUCGAGCGCGCGGCGUUUGCUCGCUUCGCCACGGCCCCGAAAGGAUCAGGAGGAGACGGGCUGAUGGCACUGAGUCGGCGCGGCUGGAGAGGGGGGGGGGGGGUAGGGUCCUCGGAUAGGGAUGAUGAGGAAGAUGAGUAUGGAGACGGCGACCAUGACUCUGGUGAUAGAGAUGAUAGUGAUGAGAAGGGCGGCUUCAGCGGUCUUCGGUCUCCGAAAAUCCCGGUGUCGAUGAUUUCGAAGGCGUUGAAACCGGUGUACGGUCCGGAUUAUGACCAUGACGGAGGGGGGGAGGGGUUUGCGCUCCUGACCGAAGAGGCAGUUGGCGAGGCUGUACUGUCGGAGUGCGGGAUUGACUGCUCGGCAAUGGAAGCGACAGAAGUCGAGGGUGGUGGUGUGGGCGUAGGGUAUGAUGAGUUUCGUGCCAUCGCGAAGCGGUUGGUAGAGAGAAGGAUGGCUCCCGCCAACUGUGACUGA